UUAUUCACAACCACCCCAUACAUCCUCAUUUCUCUAUCCUAUCCUCUUAUCGUUCUGGCACAUUUCCCCUCCCAUUUCCCCCCUCAAAUCACUUCAUCAUGGGGUUUUCAACCCGUCUCCUCCGCAUCCCGCGGCCAGAGACCUUUCUCUAUGUUAUGAGUCUUCAGACUGGUGCUUCUUUGAUCACUUUAUCGUUACUGCUCAACAAAAUUAGCGGUCUCUAUGGCUUGCUCGCCCUCUUGACCGGUUACCAUCUCUCACCCGUACAACUGUCGAUGUACCUGUAUUCGCUCCUCGCCCUGGGUCUCGUCACAUAUCUCUUUCCGCACAUUCGCAAACAGUCGCCCUUGCAAUGCCUCGCGCUCGCCUGGCUCUACGUCCUCGAUAGCAUCACCAACGCAGCGUAUACUACUGCCUUUGGUGUCACAUGGUUCCUCGUUAUAUCUCAGCAUUACGACAAUGGAAGCGCCUCCGGACCGGGCGCAGAGACCAUCGCACAAACCGCCGGUUUCACCAGUCCAAAGUACGACUCCUCACACAAGAGCCAAGCCGACCACUAUGCAAGGAGACAGGAUGCUCUAGGCAACGCUGUGUCCCAGCCGGAGAGCUUCCAAAGCAUCGUCUUCAUCUGCCUGCUGUGGACUAUUCGCAUUUAUUUCGUCUUUGUAAUGCUGGCGUUCGCGCGACAGGCCCUCCGUCUCUACGUUGCUGUGCCGCGACACACCCAGCUACCCACCCACAGCCGCAACACCUCAAUUGCUAGCGUGGCCAGCGUCGCCGAUAUUGACCGGGAACCCUUCUCUGCGCACAGCCCCGAUGGCCAAGGCUGGCAGGGUAAGCUUGGACGAAUUAUGAUUAGUAUUGGCCGCAACUACUGGUUGGGCGAAGAUGAAGAGGGUGGCAAUUGGGUGAACACUCUCAACCGCAAUUUCCGCGCCCGCAACGCAGAACCUGAGCUUCCUGGUCCCCUCGAAAGAGAAAGGAGACGGCGGUCGGGUACCGGUCCUCCCCAACCAUCUCAGUCGACAGUUCAAGCGGCCGCCUUGCUGCAGCCGGUUCACGAACACGUACCGGGAGCGAAUGGAAAGAUGCAUGGGUGGAACGAUGGCCGGUAGCCUCUGACGCAGAGUAGCUGGCUAUUAUCCAGCAUUGCCGACCAGGUCGGGCGAUAGUUCUCACUCGUUGUGAAAACGUUGAGAGAUUUGCGCCUCCGCAGGAGUGAGAUCUGUCGAGCACUUGAUCCCGAUAGGUUCGCGCCCUUGUUCGAGGUACUACCACUCCUCCACUUUCUGCCAUCGACUUGUCAUACAUCUCUUUUUCAAAGCCCUGUUAUUUACUCUUACGAUCUACAUACUUUUCUUUACGAACCGGACAAGUGGGCAACGGCUGGAGUGAUGGACAUACCUGCCUCAAUUUCUACCCCUCCUUGUCCUCCAGGGAGGCGUUGGUGAC
Molecule: messenger RNA, 1452 nt
Organism: Aspergillus saccharolyticus JOP 1030-1
Lineage: Eukaryota; Fungi; Ascomycota; Eurotiomycetes; Eurotiales; Aspergillaceae
Product: inositol phosphorylceramide synthase regulatory subunit KEI1
Exons: 2
Coding region: 99-1115 (338 amino acids)
Biological process (GO): inositol phosphoceramide metabolic process
Cellular component (GO): inositol phosphoceramide synthase complex; Golgi membrane
Molecular function (GO): inositol phosphoceramide synthase regulator activity
Source: RefSeq, a predicted model, not a curated record